AAAUGUUACGUGUUGUAAGGUCAGCUGGUGCUCAGAACGUAUCUUGUUUUGAGGAAAAUGUCUGCGUCGACCACCACUAAGGGCUUUUCUGGUCUCCUGCAGUUAAUUGCUGCUUCUAACUACACUAAAACUAGAUCACUGUUGGUGAGGUCGGCAGUCGUUCAACCAUACUUUAGAGCUCUGAACUCCACGAGCCCACGUUUAUUUAUGUUGACGGAAUCAUUGACGACAACGGAGAUGACCUGUCACCCUACACCCUCUAGGGCUCGCCCUGCAAGACGGUAUUCCUCCGUGUUGAGGUACUUUUCGACGGUGACACCGCAGAAAAUUACCUCUGACAGUCCAACCCCAGACCUGAUCCUAAGUGACUCCUGCAUAGCCAGACUGAAGGAGAUCAUUGUUGAUGACAAGUCCUUCUUGAGGGUCAUAGUGGAGGGCGGAGGAUGCUCGGGGUUUCAGUACAAAUUUGACCUCGACACACAGAUGCUGGAUGAUGACAAGGUUUUUGAGCGAGCUGGAGUACGGAUUGUGAUAGACGAGGCAUCCCUGGAGUUCAUCAGAGGCUCGACCAUCGAAUACCACAUGGAACUGAUCGGCUUUAGGAUCGCCAACAACCCUCAAGCCGAAUCGGGUUGUUCCUGCGGAGCUUCGUUUUCUAUCAAGCUUUAAGGAGAACGUCCGGCUGAAAAUCGGAAAAUUACAAAAAUAUUCAGAAAAAUUCUUGACGUAUUUUGAUUGCAUGAUUCAUAAUAUUUAUGUAGCUAUGCAUGAUUUUUUCCCUUACCUGCCCCUUUUUAUUUAGAGGGCCCUUCUGUUUACGUAGCAAAAGCUAUGGGAAAGUUUUUAUAAUAAUAUUUUGGUGUAAAGUUUGAUGGUAGUAGCUACCUCAUCCAGGGAUGGAGGAUAGCUGAGAUGGGUCAGCUCCUGACUACCUGCUGGGUAGUCAGGAUAUCCACAUUGGUGUUUCGUUUAAGCAGCGAAUGGUAGUGCUCUUUUCAGUGUUGACGGACGCCUUCUUCGUCUUUAAUUGGGGAGUUACCUUCGGAUGAUCGAAGGGGGGCUGUGUCAUGAGUGAUUGGCCCAUAAAAUAUUUUAGUGUAGUUGAAGAAUUCGCGCAUCUUGUUUUGAUCUGCAAGUUUUUGCAUUUCACAUGCUUUAUUUUUAAACCAGUCGUUCUUUAGUUUGCGAAGUUCACGCUGGGCUGCUGCUUUCUUCCGGAGGAAGGUAUCAGCUUUGGUCCUAGACUGAGGGUUGUUCUGCCAGUCAAUUAGCGCAGCACGUUUAUCAUCCGGGUCAUUUUCAUCAAACCAGUCCUGGUGUAUUCAUUCAACCUGGCAGAGGAUCUCUCUCCAGGUUUUUGUCAUGACAGUUUCGAGAAUACUUGCACUCAAUGCGGUACUGGGAUUUGGGUUGUUUGUUGUCGGGUUGUUUAUCAGGCCAUGUUCGAGCUGCUCUCAUUUGCUACCGCUGGAUCCUCCAGACGCUCUAUUGUUAAAAUCUCUUCUGGAGGUUGUGAGCAGC
Messenger RNA from Homarus americanus (American lobster), 1521 nucleotides. RefSeq names its product iron-sulfur cluster assembly 2 homolog, mitochondrial-like. The record is from RefSeq and is a predicted model, not a curated record. Gene Ontology annotation, cellular component: mitochondrion. Gene Ontology annotation, biological process: iron-sulfur cluster assembly. Gene Ontology annotation, molecular function: iron ion binding; 4 iron, 4 sulfur cluster binding; 2 iron, 2 sulfur cluster binding. Lineage: Eukaryota; Metazoa; Arthropoda; Malacostraca; Decapoda; Nephropidae.